AUGGCAAACAUUGAGGAGCAAUUGAGGGCAGCAAGUAACCGGAACAAGGUAUCAACUCUGCCGACUAAGAAGACCGACGACCCACCUGUGAUUGAUUUAGAUCUAGAUGAUGAUGAUUUGGACAUGCUAGUCUCCCAACCAAAAAGAAGUCGUAGCAGUACUCAGAAUGCCGAUGAAGAUAGCAUUGAAAACAAGGAUCACAGCCCAGAACAGCCUGCGCCUAAGAAACAAGCAAUAAGCAAACUUGGCAGAAAAACUCCAAUUGAGAAAAGACAGAUUGAAUCACCACAAACGGUUGAAGAACUCCUAAACUCCAUACCUUCUGUGGAUCUCGAUAACGUCACUACUAAGGAGACUACUCAAUUUGCUUGGAAGGGAGCGAGUGAUGACGGUUCUGGAGGUGGACAAGAUAUAGAAAUACCUGAAGGACGACCAGAUUGUCUGCUAGGUUUAACCAUUGUAUUUACAGGGACACUUCCUAACCUGGACCGGACUACUUCUGAGAAUUUGGCCAAAAAGUACGGCGCUCGUGUUACGAAAUCGAUAUCAAAGAAGACUUCAGUGGUAGUAUUGGGAGAAGAAGCUGGACCAAAGAAACUUGAAAAUAUAAAGAAAUUGGGAAUUAAGGCAAUAGAUGAAGAAGGAUUUAAGGCCCUCAUCGCUGGUAUGCCAGCUAAUGGAGGUGACAAUAUUGAAGCAGAAAAGGCAAGAAAGAAGCUAAAAGAGCAAGAGGAGCAGGCCAUGAGAGAUGCCCAAAAAAUGGCGAAAGAGCAAGAAGAGAAGGAGAAGAAAAGCUCAAUGAGUAAGGGUAAUAAUUUGUCCAGUAAGGAAUUUGUGAGUGAAUCUAAUAAGCUAUGGACAUCUAAGUAUGCGCCGACAGACUUGAGACAACUCUGUGGUAAUAAAGGUGCGAUCCAGAAAUUACAAAACUGGCUACAAAGUUGGAAUUCUGGUAAAAAGCCUCAAAUGAGAGCUGUAAUGCUUUCAGGUCCACCAGGUAUUGGUAAGACAACUGCAGCACACUUAGUUGCGAAAUCUUUAGGAUAUGACGUGCUCGAGAAGAACGCUUCUGAUGUUCGUUCAAAAGGUUUACUAAACUCUAGUGUAAAAUACGCAUUAGAUCACAAAUCUGUCAUUGGUAUGUUCAAAAAUAUUUCAAUGGAAAAUCAGCCCAAAAAUGGUAAACGUUUUGUUAUUAUUAUGGAUGAAGUUGAUGGUAUGAGUGGUGGUGACAGGGGUGGAGUUGGUCAAUUGGCCCAGUUUUGUAGGAAGACAAACACUCCCAUGAUCCUUAUAUGUAAUGAGCGCAACUUACCGAAAAUGAGACCAUUCGAUCGUUCCGUUCUCGAUAUACCUUUCAGAAGGCCGGAUGCACAAGCUGUAAAAGCUCGUUUAAUGACAAUAGCCAUGCGAGAGAAGUUCAAGCUUGACCCUAACAUCAUAGACAGACUAGUAUCUGUUACGAGAGGUGAUAUGAGACAGAUAAUUAAUCUUUUAUCUACGGUUACCACUACAUCGAAGUCAAUUGGCAGUGAUAAUAUAAAAUCACUCUCCGAUAACUGGGAGAAAAAUGUGGCAUUGAAGAUAUUUGACAUUACUCCAAAACUUCUAAGUGGUGGUAUAUAUACCGAAAAUGGUGCUAAACAAUUCCCUUUAUACAAAAAAAUGGAAUUGUACUUUGACGAUUUUGACUUCACCCCGUUAAUGAUACAAGAGAAUUAUACUUCCACGACACCAACUCUAUUGAGACCCGGCGAUACACAUCUAAGUGCAGUGGCUGCUGCUGCAGAAUCAAUUUCAGAAGGUGACCUUGUCGACAAAAAAAUCCGUAGUGCUGACCAGCAAUGGUCUUUGCUACCACUACAUGCAGUAUUAUCUACUGUAAGGCCCUCUUCGAAAGUUGCUGGUAAUAUAACAAAAAGAAUCAAUUUCUCAGCCUUUUUGGGCCAAAACUCCAAAAUGGGUAAAUACUACAGACUAUUGCAAGAUAUUCAGUACCAUACUAGAUUGAGCACAUCAACAAACAAAUUAGGUUUACGUUUACAAUAUAUGCCAACGAUGAAAAAACACCUACUAGAUCCAUUGAUUACAGGCGGUAAAGAUGGUAUUCAAGAUAUUAUUGAGUUCAUGGACAACUACUAUUUAUCAAAAGAACAUUGGGAUGCAAUAAUGGAAUUUUACGUUGGAAGAGAUAAAACAGAAGAUGUUCUCAAAUCAAUACCUUCGGCAACCAAAUCAGCAUUCACUCGUGCCUACAAUAGUACAUCACAUCCAACUCCUAUCAUGAAGUUGGGCUCUUCUAAUGUGAAGGGAACCUCAGUGGCACGUCCAGACUUCGAAGAUGUUGUUGAUGUUGAUGAUGAAGUGGUCGCUGAAGAAGAAGAGACAAAGGAUAACAACGAAAUUGAUUUCAAAAAGGAUAAAUUUAUCAAACAAGUUAAUAAGAAGAAGACCAAAGCUAAACCAAGGAAAAAUACAUCUAAAAACUAG
Messenger RNA from Kluyveromyces marxianus DMKU3-1042, 2490 nucleotides. RefSeq names its product replication factor C subunit 1 (gene RFC1). The transcript has a single exon. Lineage: Eukaryota; Fungi; Ascomycota; Saccharomycetes; Saccharomycetales; Saccharomycetaceae. Gene Ontology annotation, biological process: DNA repair; DNA replication. Gene Ontology annotation, molecular function: DNA binding; ATP hydrolysis activity; ATP binding. The coding region runs from base 1 to 2490 and encodes 829 amino acids. The record is from RefSeq and is a predicted model, not a curated record. Gene Ontology annotation, cellular component: nucleus; DNA replication factor C complex.